Molecule: messenger RNA, 988 nt
Organism: Gastrolobium bilobum
Lineage: Eukaryota; Viridiplantae; Streptophyta; Magnoliopsida; Fabales; Fabaceae
Exons: 10
Coding region: 84-785 (233 amino acids)
Source: RefSeq, a predicted model, not a curated record
UCCUUGAGAAUCAAAACACAACACCAUUCUCCUCCUUCAAAGUUGAAUCCUUUUCAUCUUUGGGUUUUUUUAUCAGAACAGCAAUGCCGAACUGGGAACUCAAGAACUGUUGUGAUCACGACCAGAAGGUCUUCAUUGCUUGUGUUGCUGCCUUCACCGUAGUAAUCCUCCUGCUAUGGAGGACUUUUCUACUUACACCUUUUAAGCUCAUCACUGUGUUUCUGCAUGAAGCGAGUCAUGCAAUUGCUUGCAAGCUCACUUGUGGCAAGGUGGAGGGAAUCCAGGUUCAUGCAAAUGAGGGUGGGUUAACACAGACACGUGGUGGCCUAUACUGGGUGAUCUUGCCGGCUGGAUAUCUUGGUUCAUCAUUUUGGGGAAUGGCUUUGAUACUUGCUUCCACAAAUCUUAUCACGGCAAGAAUUGCUGCUGGUUGCUUCAUUGUUGCUCUUUUUGUUGUGCUCUUUAUUGCUAAAAAUUGGACACUCCGAGGACUCUGUAUUGGAUUUAUUGUUUUUAUUGCUGUAAUUUGGCUUCUACAAGAGAAAACAAAAGUCCAUAUCCUUCGCUAUGUCAUUCUGUUUAUUGGUGUGAUGAACAGUUUGUUUUCAGUUUAUGAUAUUUAUGACGAUUUAAUAUCUCGAAGAGUCAACUCCAGUGAUGCUGAGAAGUUUGCAGAAGUUUGCCCGUGCCCCUGUAAUGGUGUGGGAUGGGGAGUUAUUUGGGGAAUGAUUUCAUUUGCAUUUCUUGGCGGAUCUUUGUACCUUGGACUGGUCAUAUUAUCAUGAGGUUGAGAAAUUUGUAGCCAAGCUGUUCCAUGCUGCAUAGAGCUUGACUCUUUCUCUUUUUAUGCUUUGUAUAUUGAUUUUUAGUUCUAGAAAUUUUUUUCUACUGGGAGUUUGUUCCCUUAAUGUUACUCCCAUGGUUUCAUUCUUUGCAGCCUAUUUUGGUGCUUCCUAAUGUAUAUUUGAAAAUUUGAUAUCUAUAUCUC